ACAUGACAAAAAGAUGGCUGCGCCCAGGCCUGGAAACACAGAGAGGGGGUGGAAUGAUCCUCCUGUUUUUGACUAUCAGUCCUCUAGUGUCCUCCAGUCUACACACAAAAGGACAAACCUGAAUAAGAGAGUUGCCUACCCUUUAUCUAAGAAAGAAGAUAAAGCAACAAGUGACAGUUCAGGUACCACAUUGAAUCCAUCAGAUGGUCCCCCUGUACUUACUCCAGCAUCUCUACAUGCUACGUCACUAAAUCCUUCUGAUGGACCCCCAGUAUUUAUACCAGGAGUGAACCCCUCCCCAGUGCAGCUUCUGCCACCAGUGCCUACCACCUGUGCCCCUGCCCCAGUUCCUCUCCUAAUUCCCGGGAUGGUAGUGGCACCAUCUGCUGUAACUACAGAUGUACCAGAAGCCACAAAGGACAGUUUUGCUGGGUAUAGCUGUCUAGAGGAGGCUGUGGAGGGACUGAAGCUCCAGAGUCCUACAGAGUUAGUAGAUACCAUCACAAACUCACUACAUGAGGGUCUGGAGAAAGUCAAGUCCUCAUUAACAGAGAGGUCUUUUGAUGAUGUAAAGAAGAAGAUCGAAAUGUUUGGAGAGUCUUGGGAGAAAUUGUCUAACCCUGUGAAAUGUAGAAUGUGCAGCAUGGCAGAUGCUCUAAAAAAGAACAUCUAUGAUGCAGCAUGGUCCAUUCAUCAGAAUCUGAUGGUAGACUACACAACAGAGGUGAAUAUUUGGAUGGUUGGUGUAAAAAAGAUCAUCCAUGAGUUAAAAAAUCUCCCAGAACCGUCCCAGGCACCUGCUGAAGAUACAGAAUCAACUGACAAGAAUGACAGUCAAGUGACUCAGUCAGACUCCAAUUCUGAGACGGGAACCAGUGUUGAUCCUGUACCAGAAAACCAAGGUGUGACAGACAGUGAAACAAACGCACAGGAAGUAGACAAGCAGCCUGACACACAGACAGACAAUGAUACAGAGGAAAAACCACAAAGCAGCACAGAAUAAUCUCAAUGUGAAAGGUGAUAGAGUCACAAAAAUAUUUGUUUGGGGUCAAUGUUUCUGCUGGCUGCUUUCACCCCACUAAAAAAAAGAGUAAAGAUGAAAAUGUUAGGAAGGAAAGAAAAAUAUGUAAUUUUUGGUGUUGGAUAGAUAAAAAUAUGUCAUGUAAUAUCAUGAUUGGUAAAGGUUCAGAGAAAUUGUACAUCUGUCAUCUGUUUUUGGUAAAUAUUACAGUACAACACAUGUUUUUACAAGAGCUAUUUACACAGAAGAAGUAUACUAAGUAACAGUUUCAAAAGGAAUUUAAAAUUUAUUUUAUACAUAUGUGUACCAUUAGUUGAUGCUUAUUUUUAAUUGUUUUGAGUGGGAUCUGAGAUCACUUUUUAGUGGCAAUACAUUGUAUUUAUCAUGUGGUGCUUUUUUCUAGAUGAAGUUACUAUAAUUGUACCAAAUACAGGCAUUUAAAUUUUGGUAUCUUGAGUGACAUGGGCUUUGUCAACAAUAUUGCUAUCCUGGUCCAGUGUUUGGGCUGUUUUAGUAUAUAUACUAUACACUGUAUGUGUACUUAAAAAAACUGGCUUCAUAUUUUAGUGGCUUCCUUGCUGACAUUGAUUGCACUAAUUCAUAAAUACCACUAGAAGUCUUAUAUGAAUACAAUAUACUGUGCAGAAGUCUGUGGUGCAAAUUCCUGAAUACAUCAACGACUCAAUACCCAGUGAUUGGCACUGAUUGCACAAAAUUUUCAAUAUGCCAAUUUAUGUACACAGACAAUAAAAAAUAAAUGAUUUGUGAAAACUUUUGUAAUGUCAACCUCUCCAUGUUGACUACCUACUUAUCAUAUAUUCACAGUCCCAACCAUAAAAUUAACUUGGUAUAUUUUGAACUUGAGGCAAGUACAGUAAUAAACAAAAAGAUGAAUUGCUAAAAAUAGACAACUUACUGACUUUAUGUCCAUAACAUACCAGACCAUGUCAUUUUUUAACUAUGCAACAAAAAAAAAAACAAAAAACAAAAAUGGAAUGCUGAGUUUAAGCUUUGAUUUCUCAGUUAUUUUUAUAUGUUGACAUUUUUUCUGAAAGUCGAAGAAAUGUUGAGAUACUGAAGUUUACCUAUAUUCCUAUAAAUGUUUGUACCUUGUGUUAUCAAAUGAAAUGCUUGUUUUGUCUUAAUUAGAUUUGCACGUUGGGAUUUUGUAAUUACCAAUAGUAACACAAAACUUGAACCAGAUAAGUAUGUACAUGUAUAUACCGUACCUGAUGGAAGAUUGAAUUUAUCUUAAUUUUAUGUUUAAAUGCACACAUACUAUUUACAUAUUGCUUAGUCAGCUUCAAUAUCUAAUUGUAAUUCUACGGAAAUCAAGUUUUGUGUCUUAUUCUUAUAAAUGGCCAUCAGUGUAUCAAUAACGAUACAUAAUUUAAUUUUGUUUGUAUUCUAGCCUCUCAUUGGUUGAUUUCCAAAGAGGAACGCAAAUUAUUUUGUAUAAUCUGGUUUGGUAUGGGGACACACACCCUUGACAACCAGGUGAAUCAUCUGUAUCCAUGCAAUCCCCUCAUUUCCAGCCUCGGGAUUCAUGGAAAAUUCCAGAUUUAAUAAAUGUACCUUUAACUUCAAACAGUAGCUCGAUCUUACCUCAUGUAAACAAACAUUAUGACUGCUAGGUCUAUGUAUCAGUUAUUACCUUCCCUUGCUUCAAAAUUACUUCCGUUGCUACGGUUGUAUUAUUGAGUGGCAAAUUCGAACUCAUAAAAAGCAACACAAUUUUACAUCCACAGUCGUUUAAUUAUUCUAAAAUUAUAUUAUAAGGAAUGACUGUAAUUCUUGGCCAAAUUAUUCGAGUAUAACCUGGUUUGGGUCAGUUUACGCUUUUUUCCGCUUUGCGGAUUAUAAAGCGUAAACUGACCGAAACCAGGUUAUAUAGAAUAGUUUGGCCAAGAAUUACAGUCAUUAAUUUUAUAUUAUUUUGGAAUUUAGAAUUUGACUUUGGCAUUUCAGAGUGAAAACCAUGAUUGUACAUGAAUUCAACAUUUAAAACUUUUUUUUACAUUGUAAAGAUUAAGAACACUUUUGCAUUUUAUACCAAAUGUUUUAUUCCACACUUUUAUUGGUUUACUGGUAGAAUUGUAUGAGGAGUAUGUGAUAGAGAAUCAAGUGCAAUAUUGUUUUAUUAGAUUUGAAGAUUGAAUUUAUUUAAAUUACUGACAUAAAAUGUGCAUAGUGGUGUUUAUUGUACAUGUACAUUAACAACGGGUUGUUAUGAAAUAAAAAAGGUAACAAAAAA
This is a messenger RNA of Saccostrea cuccullata (small rock oyster), 3275 nucleotides long. Its product is annotated as steroid receptor RNA activator 1-like. Gene Ontology annotation, cellular component: nucleus. The coding region runs from base 14 to 1003 and encodes 329 amino acids. Gene Ontology annotation, biological process: regulation of transcription by RNA polymerase II. The record is from RefSeq and is a predicted model, not a curated record. The transcript is spliced from 6 exons. Lineage: Eukaryota; Metazoa; Mollusca; Bivalvia; Ostreida; Ostreidae.